CGCGCCUGCGGGGCUGUGCGCUCUUGCGUCUGCUGGUGUCCCAGCCCGGGCCCCGCGGCGGCGGCUGCAGUGCCCCCCGGCCAGCCCCCUCCUCCCAUGGCGGCGGAGAUCCAGCCGAAGGCGCUGACCCGCAAGCCGGUCUUGCUGCAGCGAGUGGAGGGGUCCCAGGACGUGGUGAAUAUGGCAGUGAUCGUGCCUAAGGAGGAGGGAGUCAUCAGCGUCUCCGAGGACAGAACAGUCCGGGUAUGGCUGAAGAGAGACAAUGGACAGUACUGGCCAAGCAUCUACCAUGCAAUGCCUUCUCCAUGUUCAUGCAUGUCUUUUAACCCGGAAACAAGAAGACUGUCCAUAGGUCUAGACAAUGGUACAAUCUCAGAAUUUAUUUUAUCAGAAGAUUACAACAAGAUGACUCCUGUGAAAAACUACCAAGCUCACCAGAGCAGGGUAACGAUGGUCCUAUUUGUUCUGGAGAUGGAGUGGGUGCUGAGCACGGGGCAGGACAAACACUUCACCUGGCACUGCUCAGAGAGCGGGCAGCGCCUAGGAGGUUACCGCACCAACUCUGGACCCUCCGGCCUGCAAUUUGAUGUUGAUACCCGACACGUGUUUGUGGGCGACCAUUCAGGACAAGUUACAAUCCUAAAACUGGAGCAAGAACACUGCAGCCUUGUCACAACAAUCAAAGGACAUACAGGAGGGGUGACAGCCUUAUGCUGGGACCCAGUCCAUCGAGUGCUAUUCUCUGGCAGUUCUGAUCACUCUGUCAUCAUGUGGGACAUUGGUGGAAGAAAAGGAACUGCUAUUGAGCUCCAAGGACACAAUGACAAAGUCCAGGCUCUCUCCUACGCUCCACAUACUCGACAGCUCAUCUCAUGUGGAGGAGAUGGUGGCAUUGUGGUCUGGAACAUGGAUGUCCAGAGGCAAGAGACUCCUGAAUGGUUGGACAGUGAUUCCUGUCAGAAGUGUGACCAGCCUUUCUUCUGGAACUUCAAACAAAUGUGGGACAGUAAAAAAAUUGGCUUGAGACAGCACCACUGUAGGAAGUGUGGGAAGGCUGUCUGUGGCAAAUGCAGUUCCAAGCGUUCCUCCAUCCCACUGAUGGGCUUUGAAUUUGAAGUGAGAGUCUGUGACAGCUGUCACGAGUCCAUCACGGAUGAAGAACGCGCACCCACAGCCACCUUCCAUGAUAGUAAGCAUAAUAUUGUUCAUGUACAUUUUGAUGCAACCAGAGGAUGGUUAUUGACUUGUGGAACAGACAAAGUUAUUAAGUUGUGGGAUAUGACGCCGGUGGUAUCUUGAUGACGUCUUCCAGAACCCAAAAGACGGUAUUUCCGGAAGCAACAGUCGUUCCAACCUGAAUCACUGAGGAAGAGCGAAGUAAAGCUGAGUGUGCUGGGCAGGAAGGGAGGGACUCCAGAAUCUGAGUUCAUUUUUAAGUCGUCUGCCAGUGCAGGGCAAACGCUGGCAAGGAGACUCUUAUUUCAACUUACUCACACAAUAGAAAAAUAUUUUUUUAAGCAAAUGAUUUGUACAGUCCAGCCGUGCUGCAGUGUUUUGAGUUUGUCUGGAAAAAAAAAUCUGUGUGGGAUGGCUGUUUAGUUUUUUAUAUUUCCACAGUUCCUUAUUCUUACUGCUUUGUUUGUACUGGGGAAGUGAGGGAGAUUUCUUUUGAGGGGGAUGGGAGUGGGCUAAAUGGUUCCUCCCGCUCCCCACCUUAGGAUGUAUUCUACCACAGGCUCGGCAUCCCUUUGACCUCCCACUCAUCACAAAUCCGCUCUCCAGAAAGAAUGUACUGAAGCUAUUUAUUGUUGAUGUUUCUGGGUUCAUCUCCAAUUCAGUGGAGACAUCUGUGACAACUGACCGACUUCUCGAACGAGCUGAGCAGCAGUGCCUGACUCCAUCCAGUCUUUAGCUAACAAAUCAACUUCUCUAGUUUCCUGGACCACAGAAGGAAAAUGGAGUUUUGCCUGCCUUCCCCCUGCUUCUCCUAAAAAUAGUGGUUAAGCUGCCCCACAGCCACCUAAAAGAUGUCCAAGAAGUUGGAUGAUUACAGUUGAGAGCACCUCCCGUUUGUCUCUGUAUUAAUCUGAACUCAGCUGUAAGCACACAAGCUAUUUUAAAUGAAAUUUUAGUGACAGGCCUCUCUCAGGUUUCACCAAGCCACAUGUUAUAAAACCAAUUGUCUCUUAGUUAUGUGUUACUUCUGAACUUAAAUGUGUUCAUUUGUAUAAAAUUUUGAUUGGAUCUCUUCUUUUUUCUUCCCUACUCAAACUAUGCAUUAAGAAAAAAAAAUAGAUCAUGGAAUUGAUCCAGGCACCCUGUAUACUUAAAUGUUCUGUCCCUUGAGACACUUGGCAUUGUGUAAUUCUGCAUUCUCAUGCUAUUUUCCUUUUGGGCAAAACUUGAACUUUUUAAAUGAAAUGUAAAAUAAUGCUUUUUUGAAGUGAACCAAAAUGGCCUGUUAUCACGUUGGGUUUUUUUUAACUUCUUUCAUUUUGAACCCUAAAAGAAAUGGAAUGAAACCCAGCCGGGGAAAAUUGCUAGCUCUUCUAGAUGUGAAAAGGAGAACCAAUCCCUUUCCCUCCUAUAGAACUUAGAAAAUUUGCUCAUUUCUUAUCUAGAAAAUUUACUUUUUUGUUCUCUUUUAUGGAGAACCUUAUUUCCACUGUACUGAAAAACCUUAUUACCACUGUACCUGGUACAUAUCUGAGUUUAGGUACUUUUUUCAAAGGAUAGAUUGAGGGAGGGAGGGGGAUGGAAAGCAUCCCUUUUAAUUUCCUCCUUUCUGUAAAGCAGGAAGCUUUGGUACUACAGACUUAUUUUUAUCAUUUAUUUUUUCCCUCUUCUUGGUUUUCUGGCAUGGCUGAUGGUCAGCGCCAGACCAGAAAACCAGGCCCUCAUGAUGGCAAGCUCUGCUUCCUGGUUCUGUGACCUCGUCAAUAACUUGGUGGUGGUUAUGACUGCCCAAGAGGCCUUGGGGAAAAGAACACUGUGCAUUGCCUUAUUAAAUUGAACAUUUAUGCUUGUGAACAAGAAAUUUUAACAAAGCAUGGGGAGAGAAAUAUCCCCAUGUUACUGUAACUCACCCCUGUACCCCCAAAAGUGUACAUAAAACAAAAUACCCUAAGGAAUAUAACCACUUACCACUUUUUUUUGCCUCCACGAAAUCCUCCCCCUGCUAUCAAUAGCUGCUAUAAUCACUGUUUUGAAUGUCUUCUGCAUGUCUGUCUGUCUCAUUUGAGAGCUUUUAAAAAGAACCAGAUGAUCUGAUUUUUAAAAUAUUCGAAUGUCUAUAGUGUAUAUAUGAAUAGAAGGCUUCCCGCUCCAUUUUGCCUUCUUCCUCUUUGCAUUCUGGCCAGUACAAGAAAAGGGAAAUCUAGUAUUAAGGAACUGAUGGGACAGGUACCCAUGGGGUCUUAUGCACACAUUAUCCAGAUGAGCCAAAAUCUCAUUGGACAAAUACUUGCACUCCUAUAGGAUCACACAUGAUUCUUUUAGCUUACUGGCAUUUGACUUAAAUGUGAUUUCUCAGCAUGGAUGUCUAUAUUCAAAAGCUUUUACAAGUCUUUCCAGCACCAUAUUCCUAUCCAAGCCCAAAGAUUUUCUCAUAGUUUAAAGUCAGUCAAGGUAAUCUCAAGUUUCGUCAGUAGUAUAAGUUUUGCUUAGAAAAAAGAAAAAAUACUGUGAUGUUUCUAAACGUUCAUUAAUUUGCUUCUUCCUUCUCUUGUUUGAGUGUCCUUGAGGUCAUCUGGAUUCAGCACAUGGUUUGGCCACAUGAAGUGGUUAUCUUGGAAACUCUAUGAAUGUAUUCAUUUUUAACUUGUGUUUCUAUACCAGGAGUGGGGAACCUGUGGCCUCGAGGCUACAUGUGGCCCUCUAGGUCCUCAAGUGUGGCCCUUUCACUGAAUCCAGUCCCCACCCCUUUUCUACAUCCUUUUCCUACAGCUAGCUGAGAGAUAAUUCUCUGCUUGUGGGAUGUCUCUCCACCAGGCACUUUCUGAAAGUGAAAGCGUCUGUCAGUCAGAAUUGGAAGCUGGCAGUAGCCUGCUGCAUUUCUCCGUGGAGACAUUGGUUGUCUCUCUUAAGCUUCCUUUUCAACUACUGUCCAUUUGGCUUGCCUUUGUACUUGACAUAUGUACCAUUGUUGCCCGAACUGGAUAUUUUUUGAAAACAGGAAAUUGUGAUGAUUUCAUAGAAUUUUUAGAGUGACCAUCUAGUUAACUUAUACCCAAAAAGGAGUCACCAUUACAACGUAGAAUUUUGUGAUUUUUCUCCCCCAUAUUUGACCCAAUAAGUAGCCAUCUCUUUCUUUCAUUUACUUCUUAGGAAUUAGCAUCACAAGAGGCAGCAACUUUACCCUAAUGGGGAAAAAGAAAUAGUUUCAGAUAAAGUACGACUUAAAGCCUGGUUUUGUUUCUCUGCCUGAGCAACCAGUCUUUCUGAUUGACCUUUAAAUUGUCAGUCUCAUUUGCCUUAAUAUUAAUAAGUGAAUCUUUGAAUAUCAGAACUGGAAAGGACCUUAAGAGGUCAUCUGCUAAAAAGCCCCACCCUUAAGCAGAGCUACAUCUCAGUCUUGUUGGACAGAUCGAUGGUGAUCAAUAGUGAUGAUGACAUUCUUUGGCCAAGGUAGUGGAGCCUUGGGAGAAGGGGAGGGGAGGAGGGGAAUACUAUAAGACAUCUCUGGAGGAACUGUUGAUUUCUGGAAACUUACUUUAGGAGACUAUGAGUAUCACCUGGUAUAACAAUACAGGCCUGGUCUCUGGAGUGAUUUGGAGGCCUCCAGCCAGGCCACUGGUAGGUGAGAAGCAUCCUACCACUGGGUCCUGAGUUCUUUUCUACAAAGUAUGCUUUCUGUCACCAACUCUGGUCAUGAGCCAGCAGGUUGGUGAGUAUGUCAUAAUAGGGCAUUUGUUGCAGGUCUGCAUAUGCCCUUUUCAGGUGCCCACAAGUAUACAGUGUAUUGUUUUUCUGAGGAUUGCCUGUGAAGGAACCAUUUUGGUGGGCUCUUCUUGGUAGAUGGCUUCCCUACCCAAUUAGCACCCUCAUUCUUUUGAAGCUUCAUUUAAAAAAAAUUUUUUUUCCUAGUGCUCAGUUUGUGGAUUGAGCCCUAAUUUUGUCUAAGAGAAGAGCCAUUGCAAAUGAAAGUAAUUAGACAUCAGUGUUCAGCGGAUGAGAUUGCCCAAUUUGCGAUCACAUUGAAGGAUCUUAAGUGCUAGGGAGAAGACUGAACCUGUGAUUCCACUGGUAUAGGGAAUUUGUGGGUUCCUCUACCAAUGCAGGUUAGCACCUUCACUGUACAACUUAAUAGACUUGGAAACUUGCCUAGAGCAUUUGAAAGGUAAAGUGAUUUACCCAAGGUCAUACAGCUGCCAAGAGUCAGGGGCAGGACCUGAAGCCUGGUCUCCCUGACUCUGAGGUCAGCUGUCUGUCCACUGUCACAGUCGCCUCUUAAUUGUACAUAAAUGAUCUUGUCACCAAGGUUUACAUCUUAAAGUCCUGGAUAUUAAAAGUCUUUCUUCUGACAGUUUACAUUUUUCAUGCAGACCUAAGAAAUUCUUCAUUUUUGUCUCCUUUAAGAUAGUUUAAGCUGUACUCUGUGUGUGUGUGUGUGUGUGUGUGUACAUGUGUUCUUUUAAGGUACAAAAGUAAGCAACGAUUCAGCAAUGUGAAUGGAGGAGACAAGAAUAAAAUUAACUCUUAAAACUGAUUUGUCGGGGCAGUGAGGUGGCGCAGUGGAUAGAGCACCGGCCUUGAAGUCAGGAGGACCUGAGUUCAAAUCCGGCCUCAGA
Molecule: messenger RNA, 5789 nt
Organism: Phascolarctos cinereus (koala)
Lineage: Eukaryota; Metazoa; Chordata; Mammalia; Diprotodontia; Phascolarctidae
Gene: WDFY2
Product: WD repeat and FYVE domain containing 2
Biological process (GO): positive regulation of fat cell differentiation; positive regulation of protein phosphorylation
Cellular component (GO): early endosome
Molecular function (GO): protein binding; metal ion binding
Source: RefSeq, a predicted model, not a curated record